Molecule: messenger RNA, 1860 nt
Organism: Solanum stenotomum
Lineage: Eukaryota; Viridiplantae; Streptophyta; Magnoliopsida; Solanales; Solanaceae
Exons: 5
Coding region: 1-1860 (619 amino acids)
Molecular function (GO): nucleic acid binding; zinc ion binding
Source: RefSeq, a predicted model, not a curated record
AUGGCUACUAUCACAAUUUUGAUUCGGCAUUCCGGAAAAUGGAGCGAAGAGAAUUGCUAUGUAGAAUAUAGCAUUGACGGGAUAGUGUUGAAGGAAUAUGCUUCGUAUUCUGAUUUAGUUGAUUUGAUUUCGGUACAAUUGAACGUCGAUCUUACAAAAAAGUGUAUCAAAAUCAAAUACACUGUCGAAGGUAACAACACGCCUAUGGAAAUACGUAACGACAUGGGUGUGUGCGUAUAUGUUCAGUUGAAAAAGAUCAACACUCAAUUUGGAGUAUAUCCAUUGUGUGUAAGUAUUUUUGAUAUUGAUAUAGUAUAUUCCGAUUCUGGAGAAACUUCUAUUGAAGGUGAUGUGUUGCAACUUGAAUACAAUCAAGAAUUAAUUGGUACGAAUGAUACAUUACCAAUUGUCCCAACAUUUGGCGAUCAACCAGUAGAUGCAUUUGAUGUUGGAAAUGAUUUAAUAAUUACGAACAGAUCGCAAAAGGAGAUAAUGAUUGAUCAGAUAUACAUGGAUAAGUCGACAUUGAAGGAUGUGAUGGAAAAGUAUUCAACCGAAAAAAGGUUUAAAUUCUUGGUGGAGAGGUCAAACUCUAUAAGCUAUACUCUUGUAUGUCAAUCUAAAGAAUGCCCAUGGCUGAUGAAAGCGUCAAGUAUUAACAAGUCGAAGAUGUUCAGAAUUAGAGUUUUUAACUCUGAACAUACAUGUCCUUUAAAGGAUGGGGUGCAUUCAGAUUGUCGUGCAACAAGUGGAUUGAUUGGAGGAAUAAUCGCACCUAAAUUGAGAAAUCACAAGAGAAAGUACACUCCAAAUGAUAUCAGGGAUGAUGUUAGAUUGGACUUGGGUAUUGAUAUUAACUACAUGUUGGCAUGGCGAGCAAAAGAAAAGGCAUUAGAAUUGAUAAUGGGGCAACCAGCUGCAUCUUAUGGGAAGCUACCUGGAUACUUGUAUACCUUGGAUAAGACAUACCCUGGUAAUAUAUUACCUUUGGCAUACGGAGUUAUUGAUUCAGAAAAUGAUGCUUCUUGGACAUGGUUCUUUGAACAAUUCAAAGAAGCUAAUGGUGAAAGAGAGAAUAUCGUUACUCAAACUGAUUUUGAUAAGCUAAUGAAAAGAGUUGAGCAGUUUGAUGUAAGGGUGAAGAACUACUUGGAGUUGGUUGGAUAUGAGAAGUGGGCAAGGUUAUAUGCACCAGUUCCUCGUGGUUGGGUGAUGACGUUGAAUAUUGCAGAGUGCAUCAAUUCGACGUUGGUAGCAGCAAGAGAAUUACCAAUAUUUGACUUUCUUGAACAAGUGCACUUGAUGUUUGCUAGAUGGAAUUGCACAAAUCGAAAAAAUGCAUCAUGUACUUUCACACUACUUGGGAAGAAGUUUCAGGAAAUGCUUGUGCUUAAUGAAUCAAAAUCUGGGUGUAUGAUGGUUGUCCCGUCAACUGAUUACAUUUAUUCAGUAAGUGAUGAAGGGAAGAGUUAUAUUGUAUGCUUGGAAAAGAAGACUUGUAGUUGCAACAGGUUUCAAGUUGAUGGAAUACCGUGCGCACAUGCGUGGAGGGUGUUGAACAAAAAACACAUGCUUCCAGAUGAAUAUUGUUCAGACUUUUACAAGCCAGAAACAAUAUUGAGAACAUAUGAAGUGCCUGUGUAUCCUCUCCCUGACAAAAGUGAAUGGAAUAUACCUGAACACAUUGAUACCGAAGUUGUGUUGCCACCAAAAUACAAGCGACCUCCAGGAAGGCCAAAGAAGCAACGGGAGAAGUCAUUUAGCGAGUUUAGCAAAAGGAAGGGUACCAAUUCUUGUAGUACAUGUGGACAGCGUGGUCAUAAUAGACGUUCAUGUCGAACUGCAACAUGGAAUGCAUAG